Colletes gigas is the source of this 1830-nucleotide messenger RNA. RefSeq names its product protein cereblon (gene ohgt). The record is from RefSeq and is a predicted model, not a curated record. Lineage: Eukaryota; Metazoa; Arthropoda; Insecta; Hymenoptera; Colletidae. The coding region runs from base 246 to 1490 and encodes 414 amino acids. The transcript is spliced from 7 exons.
CUGUUUCACCGAUUCGUUGGUUAACAGUAGAAAUGGACGUGAAUUGCAUGUUCCUGUUUAAAGUGUGAAAAUUUGAAUAAAAUGGUCUUAUUCAUGGAAACCAGAUUAAAUAAAUAACUAAACGCAUGAAAUACGAAUAGAGGGCGUAUCGCGUUUGACGUUUGUGAAACUGAGAUAGCACUGGAAAGCACCGAUUGUUUACAAUUUUGAGAGAUUUGUAAAUCUCGACGGGCACGUAACUUGCGAUGAACGCUGACAUGGAAAGUGACGGCGAGUUUAGCGAAUCUAGCGAUAAUCAAGUUAUAGAAUACAGAGAUAGAGAAGAGGUAAAUGACGCAGAAGAUGAGAACAUGGAAGAAGACGAACCCGAAGAAAUGGUGGUAUCUAAUGAAUGUAUUUUUGACUUAACGUUACCGGCAAUGCAUUCUUAUUUAGGACAAAAUUUGGAAGAGCUUAGAGGGAGGACGCUGUUAGACGACGGAAUUUAUAUGAAUCUACCGUUGUUAAAGAAACAGUCGGUUAUAUUAUUUCCUGGACAAACGUUACCUAUGAUAGGAUACAAUCCACUGAUCAAGGAAAUGUUAAUGACGUGCAUCCGUAAUAAUCGUACACUAGGCGUCGUUUGUUUAGGGAAUGAUAAAAUAGUGUCGGUAGGCACCACCGCCGAGAUUUACGCGUGCACGUUCGAAGAUCGUGUACACGGUUUUCGUUUCAAAGCGAUAGGUAGACAACGGUUCAAGAUUUUGCAAGUUAUAAUACAGGGUUAUAAAGUAUCAGCCAAUGUUAAAGUUUUACCAGAGAUAACGCUUGGACCUCCGUUUGGGGAUGAACGUUUGUCCUCGUUAGAUAAUUUACGAAUACAUCCGACCACCGAGGAAGAUUUUAAAAAACAGGAAAGGGUAGAGAAUCUAGAUGCUAUUGUAACUCCUUGGCCUGCUUGGGUGUACAGGCAAUAUGAUCCUUUGAGACUUUCUUUAAAAAUACGACAACACCUGCAAUUUAUUGAAAAUAGGGGAAGUAGCAUACCGAAAGAUCCUACAGAUUUGUCAUUCUGGGUAGCCCAAAAUUUGUUCCUGGAUGAGUACGAAAGAAUUGUAUUAUUAAAUUACGAUUGCGCGAUUUCGAGGCUGCAGAAGGAAAUUAAAUAUCUGGAAGAUGACAAAAUAUUUGUUUGCUGCGAAUGCAAUUCUUAUAUCGGAAAGCAGUCACACAUGUUCCCAAUGAGCAAAGAAGGCCCACAGGGUACUUAUUGCAAUCGAGCUGGUAUUAUACACGACACUGUGACUUUGUAUCACGCGCAGGGCCUGCAAUUAAAUCACGGUGCACCUUCGACAGAAUAUACGUGGUUCCCAGGAUACGCUUGGACAAUAGCCACGUGUAAAUGUUGCGGUACCCAUAUGGGAUGGAAAUUUACAGCAGUGGAAAGCCACUUGAAACCAAAGUCAUUUUGGGGCUUGACUCGUGGAAGUUUAAAAAGCAAAAAGAAGUGAACGAACGAAAUGUUCAAACAUACAUUAUACGGAACCGCGAGUUAAAUUUUACGCCAUCGUUGUUGCUAAUUAGUUCAAUAAACCCACGUGUAUAUUCCCGGAAUAGUUUCUUAGCGUUCUGUCGCUAAAUACAAUCAUUUGGUUGCCCAGUUUCUUCGAGCUUUCAGUAAAAGUAAAAUCUGUUUCUUCGACAAUGAAGAUGUGUAUGAAACAUAACAAUAAGUAUUUAUUGGGGGACUUCCAAACGACUGAAGUACGGUAAACAAAUUUCAUAAGAUUUAAUGUUGGUGGUCUGUAUAAAAGAGCAAUGACUUUUAAACGUCCUGAUUUUUCAUCUAUG